Molecule: messenger RNA, 1848 nt
Organism: Bacillus rossius redtenbacheri
Lineage: Eukaryota; Metazoa; Arthropoda; Insecta; Phasmatodea; Bacillidae
Gene: Uxs
Product: UDP-glucuronic acid decarboxylase 1
Exons: 9
Coding region: 126-1433 (435 amino acids)
Biological process (GO): D-xylose metabolic process
Cellular component (GO): cytoplasm
Molecular function (GO): NAD+ binding; UDP-glucuronate decarboxylase activity
Source: RefSeq, a predicted model, not a curated record
AUUCUGCUAGUAAAUAUAGGAACGUAUCAUUAUUUAUGAUAACAUUGCUGAUAUGAAUUGCAUAAUAUUUGAGUCCAUAUGGUUUUAAAUUAUUCACAGAAGUGCAGAAAUGCUGCACUCUUGAAAUGCAAGUGAAAAUCAGAAACUUUAAACAAGGAUUUAGUUUCGUAAUUGUAUUAGUUAUAGUUUUAGGUUUGUGUGUCUACACUAAGUGGGAUCCUGGUCGAGAGAUCUAUGCCUAUAGUAGCAAGCAACGAAAACAUUUCCAUUCAUACAAUGCUGAUAAAUUACAGCCCAAUGAGGUCGACACCCGGAGGACGGCUCUGUACGCAGAAGAAAUUAAUAUUUCCGAAUUGCAGAAUCAGAUAACAGAACUGCAAAAGAAGAUAAAAGAUUUAGAGUCUAGAAUACCUCAGAGAUUUCCUGAUGUAAAAUUUCUGAAUUAUCGAUCAAAAAAGCGCAUUCUAAUCACGGGGGGCGCCGGCUUCGUCGGCUCCCACCUGGUGGACAGCCUCAUGAUGGCGGGCCACGAGGUGAUCGUCGCGGACAACUUCUUCACCGGCCGCAAGAGCAACGUGGAGCACUGGAUCGGCCACGAGAACUUCGAGCUCAUCCACCACGACAUCGUGAACCCGCUGUUCAUCGAGGUGGACGAGAUCUACCACCUGGCGAGCCCCGCGUCGCCCCCGCACUACAUGUACAACCCGGUCAAGACCAUCAAGACCAACACUGUCGGGACCAUCAACAUGCUGGGCUUGGCCAAGAGGGUCGGAGCCCGCGUGCUUAUCGCCAGCACUUCCGAGGUGUAUGGCGACCCUGAGGUGCACCCACAGCCGGAGAGCUACUGGGGCCACGUCAAUCCGAUUGGGCCUCGUGCGUGUUACGACGAAGGGAAGAGGGUUGCAGAGACCUUGAGCUACGCAUACGCAAAGCAAGAGAACGUCGACGUCCGCGUUGCAAGGAUUUUCAAUACCUUCGGACCGAGGAUGCACCUUAAUGAUGGUCGGGUCGUAUCGAACUUCAUUCUGCAGGCAUUAAAGAAAGAAACUAUCACAAUAUAUGGACACGGAAAGCAGACACGAUCAUUUCAGUACGUGUCAGACCUGGUGAAUGGCUUGAUCCGCCUCAUGUCUUCCAAUUACUCUCAGCCUGUUAACUUGGGGAAUCCAAUAGAGCAUACAAUUGAAGAGUUCGCAGUAAAGAUCAAGAAGCUAGUUGGAGGCCCGAGCAAAAUAAAGCAGAUAGCUGCGAUGGAAGACGAUCCACAGAGGAGGAAACCAGACAUAACGCGGGCCAAGACGUUCCUCAGUUGGGAACCCAAAGUUCCAUUGGAUGUUGGUUUGCUCAAAACAAUUUCUUACUUCAGAGAAGAGCUUCAGAUGGGAAAUACUUCACAUCACUCACGUGUGUUGAAUGAGAAUAUAAGAAGCUAGUUAGAUGUAAAUGAUUGAAGCUUUCCUGGAUCUCCGACUGUUGCCAAAGUGUUGUCGUGUUGUCUGCUUGGGACGAAGCAGCUCUUGCUCGCUGGCCUGGCAGACUGCCCCUUGACUGGUGACAGCCGUGGUAACUUCCGGGGCUGCGUGGAGGGCAGCUACUCUACAUCUCUUUAAAGUCUGUGCUGCACCGCAAAGCAUAAAGUUAAUGUAAUGAAGAACUGUAAAUAUGUUUAAACUGUGUAUUGUAGUGUGAAACCCUAUGGGGUCCGUAAACUUACGUCUGUUAUGCCCAUUUUGAAAAGUUUUCUGGGUUUCUAAGACUGAAUUUUCAAGUUGUCAGAGAUGUUUUAGUGAUAUUGAGGAUUAUUGAUCCAUUAAAAUGUUUUUGUAAAAUAAAAUUAUUUUUUAUCAG